Molecule: messenger RNA, 1893 nt
Organism: Manis javanica (Malayan pangolin)
Lineage: Eukaryota; Metazoa; Chordata; Mammalia; Pholidota; Manidae
Source: RefSeq, a predicted model, not a curated record
ACUUAAGAAAUACUAUUCCUAAAAUAUUUUAUUUGGGAGCUCAAUUUCUGGCUUACUACUUACAAAAAAGGCAAAUUAAGAAGCGUAAUCUUCAUACUUUCAACUUUGUGGAUCCCCAGUGUCCGGUCCCAAAUUCCCACUCUUGUCUGGAUCCACUAAGCACUCACUGGGGACUAAAGGUGGACUGGUUCAGUUGACCCAGGGAAUAACAAGAGUCCGGAAUUUCCUCUCAGAAUAGCUUUUUGUCUGCAAAUCCUCUUAGGCACAAGUGUCUAAUUUUUUCCUCACAACUUCCGUUAGAGGAGGAAGUCUGAAGUUAUCCUGUGAGGUUGGGAGGAGAAAUAUACCAUAAUCAGUCUGGAGAUGCCGCACUAAGGGAAGUUUUCCUUAUCUAGAAGAGGAACUUCAGGUCUCAACCCCGCCAGUCACACCCGAUUCAUUUCCUUUACAAAAAUAAACAUCAAGUGUCCCCAUUUACCGAUCUCACACGCUAAAAUUUACCUUUCAAUUUUCUUCAGCAAGUCCAAAAGGGAUAUACAAUGAUUAAGGCGAUAGAGAUUUGCUUCCCAUAUACCACCGUUGCUUAUUUUCCGAAAAUGACUGGCUUCUCUUUUCCCGUACCCCGCCCUGCCCAAAGAUCUCUGUACAGAAAAAAAAAAAAGAGGAAGUACUUGCUGGUUUACACAAGACGUUUUUCUCUUCGAGUUCAUUAUCAUUCUAUUCAGCUUUACUCAAUUCGACUCAGAUUUAUUAAAUUUCCUAAUUUCCCUGGUGUCUACAUUUUGAUAAAGGAGUCACACAUUCAGACAUUUAAAAAAUAAUACAUGCCCAUGGGACAAAGUUCAAAAGAUGUUUAAAAAAAAACCCAAACACUCCUCAGGCCCGCCCUUCAGCCACCCAAGUCUCUUCUCCCCCAAACUGGUCACAGCCGUUGUUGCCAAUUCAUUAUUUGGGAGUAUUGUGUUCAUGUAACCGUGUGUGCAUGAAUUUUUUCCCCAUUUUUCUUUCUUUUAUUCAAAGUAACUGGUACUCCAUUUUACAAUUCAGUUUCCUAUGUAAAUCGAAGGAGGGGUGACAUUUUUGAGGUAUCACGUCCCUGGUGUUUCUUAAAAAAAACAAAAAAAAAGCCCAAUUGGGGCUGCUUCAAACACGAUUAAAAUUCCCCGAGAGACGAGAGCCGCACAACAGAUGGUGGCGUCGGGGUGUCUCCGAGCAGAACAGAACACGAAAAAGGAAGGAGACACGGGCUUUCAGCUGGAAUUCGCCCUCCUUUGCCCAAGCAGCGCCUACGGGCACUCGACGAGUGCCACAGGCAGGGGCCCCCAAGCGACCGGCUCCCGCCGCGGCCGUAGGGACCCAUUGCCGGGCUCGGGGGAGGAGCAGCUCGAGGCUGCGCGGGCCCGGGCGCCGUCACGUGACGCGGCACGGGGCAGGGCGCAGGCGCGAAACGUGAGCGGUCCGCGCGGAUGUGUUUUUUCUCAGGAGUUUGGGUUUUGUCUAAUCUUCCAGCCUUACUUGGACUCGCGCCCUGUCCAGAUCGAGGGAUUCUCUUCCUCCUUUACCCCUUAUUUGGGCCACAUCUGGCGGGAGGCUUCCAGGAAGUCGGCGGAUCAUCCGUAUAGGUAUGAAGGAGUCAGACCAGUUCAAGGAUUUGGGCAUUUAAGUGAAGCUCAAGUUUUUAAAAGAAAGUUGAGGGAACUGAGAGCCGGGUAUGUUAGGAGACUUGCCUGGAGUCGCCCAUGUGGCAGUAGUAGAGUCACGCAGUCAGCCCAGCCCCAGAGCCUAGGUGCCCUGAGCACACCACCCGUCUGCCACGUCCUCACUGUACAUCUGCACUUCCUCAUCCUCUGCAACACUCAGCGUGGUGCCAAGCACAUGACGGGUUCUCACUAG